CGGAUAAAGCAAGUAAAACAUCGCGAGAGAGAAUUACGUCGCACACGCGACACACAAUGCUCCCCGGCGAUUAUCCAUAUGUAUACAACACUCGCGCGAAUGAACAUACGUGUAAGUCCUGCGCGGGGCGCUAGUGUGCAAAAGCUGUUUUAACACGAACCGCCGUUCGCUCAGACAGUUAACGAUCGGCCACGCGCCGAGCUGGACUUUUCUCGAGCGAACGAACGUUUUUCCACGGUCGAGUUUUCCUCCUCAUUCGAUAGCUGUUUACCGGCAGAUUAGACCACGACGUCCACUGCUCUACUGCUGUGUUUGCUGAGAUAAAGAGAAAGAGAGAGUGAGAAUCGAAGGAGAUACAGCCGGUGCAUGAGGAUGAGGUCGAUCGCCGCGAUUCUGCUCUCUGCAUUUCUCCUUGCCUCGUACGAGGGACAGAUGGCCGGUGCAGACGACUGGCUGAGCGGUCUGCUGUCGGGCGUCAACGCCCAGGUUGAGCAGAUUAACAGGAACGUCAACCAGCAGGUGUCUCGCAUCAACCAGGACGUCCAGGCUCAAGUGGCUCGAGUCAACGAGGACGUCCAGGCGCAAGUGGCUCGCGCCCAGGAGGCGGCGAAAAAUGCUAAGCCAGGCGAGUACUCGGUGAACCAGGGCAACACGGUGAUAAUCAACGGCAACCGAGGCUACUACCGCACGGUGAAUUCGGGCGUCGACUCCGAGGGCCGGCCUUACUCCAUCGAGAUCGAGGACCGCGUAAAGGAUGGCGUGCUGCGCCACACCGAGCGCAUCUACAACGCGACGACCAAGCGCUAUCAGACCUUCGUCAGCGAGCGCAAGCUCUCCGACCCCCAGGCCGAGCCAAUCUUCAACAACUUCACCACUACGAGUCAGUCCUGAGGAGUAUGCGUCACGACGCAUACCGGAAGAGGGAUGUGUAUACGCCGGCCGGGUACUUUGGGGGUAUAGAUACGACGGCAUUGUUGGAAUUUUCGAGAGGCUGCAGGGCUGCUCAGUGCUGCCGCGCAUUCUUUGGAUGAUUACGCGCCAUGUGACGUUUUCGUGAUUUUUUUUAAAAGUCGUUUUUAUACCUGCGGAGUACUCGACUGAGAGAUAGUUACCGGUUGCUUGUUGAUCGAGCUGUAUGCUACAUAUGUUACAAUGUAUUCUGAAUAAAAUUUUACGAAAAAUUGAAA
Nasonia vitripennis (jewel wasp) is the source of this 1187-nucleotide messenger RNA. RefSeq lists its product as uncharacterized. Bases 367 to 891 code for a protein of 174 amino acids. The transcript has 3 exons. The record is from RefSeq and is a predicted model, not a curated record. Lineage: Eukaryota; Metazoa; Arthropoda; Insecta; Hymenoptera; Pteromalidae.